CUUUUGUUUAACUUUUCUCUGUUUCUCACUUAAUGAAAGCACAACACCUACAUUAAAAUCUCAUGUCUUCUCCUAUAGUACUGCAUUUAAUAUAUCCAAAUUUUCCUACUCUGCUCCCUCCUUCUGCUUCAAUCUCCAAGCUUCUGCCUUUUUCUGCAAAGAUUUUCUUGCCCGCUUUGAUUUUCAAGUACAGAUCUCAUUUAUUUCAAUGUGGGAAUACUUUAUUAUAUAAUCCUGAAAUAAGACAACAUUGUUUUUACCAAAAUCCAUUCUACAUGUUCAUGUGCAUUGUGUUCAAGAUCUCAAUAAACUGAUUUAUUAUCUGUUUGUGAAAUUCUCCCAAUGGAUCUGGUGAGCCAAAAGUUUUAUGCCCAUGAAUCAGAAGCUGUGUCUCCUAUCAGAAGCCCACCAACAUCAAUUUUUGGCUCAUCUUUGCAUCGUUCCCACACUAGUUUUCCUAUUAUAGCAGUUGCCAUUAUUGGCAUUUUAGCCACAGCUUUCUUGCUAGUGAGCUACUACAUCUUUGUGAUCAAAUGCUGCUUGAAUUGGCACCGUAUUGAUCUGCUUGCUCGGUUUUCGUUCUCCAGGAGAAGGCGUGUUGAAGACCCUAUAAUGGUUUAUUCGCCCGCAGCUGAAAGCCGUGGUCUAGAUGAGUCUGCAAUCAGAUCAAUCCCAACAUUUCAAUACAAAAAAGGCAAUGAUAAACAAGAAUUUGCAGAAAAAGGUUCUUCUGAAUGCGCGGUUUGCUUGAAUGAAUUUCAAGAAGACGAAAAGUUAAGAGGAAUUCCAAACUGUGGCCAUGUUUUCCAUAUCGAUUGUAUAGAUGUUUGGCUUCAGAACAAUGCUAAUUGCCCUUUAUGUAGAUCAAGCAUUUCGACCACCAGGCCUAACAUAAGGUUCCCAUUAGAUCAAAUUCUUGGCUCAAGCACUUCACCUCAAGAUCCAAAUCCCAAUACAGAUAGCUUCACCGGAAGAGAUGAAGAUUAUGUAGUGAUUGAAAUCACGGAACGCGAUUCCAACAUCAAUCCAUCGUUGCUUAGUGUUGAAGAAAGAUUGAACUCGAGGGAAUUAUCGUCAUGGGUCAGCCCUUCACCGAGCAAGUUACUAGAACAAAAAGUAUCUCGAAGAAAGGCGAAAGGAUUCAGCCAUGUUUCUAGCAUGGGAGAUGAGUGCAUUGACAGUAGGCAGAAAGACGAGCAAUUUGCAGUUCAAGCCAUGAAGAGGAGAUCUUUCUCUAUGGAUUCAGCAGCUGAUAGCCAGCUAUGUUUAGCUGUUCAAGAAAUAAUUCAACAAAACAAACAAGUGCUUGGUGUAUGUCCCAGUGAAGGUUGCAGUAACAAAGUUAGAUCAUUCUUCUCUUUUGGGCAAGGAAGGGGUUCAAGAAGUGCAGUUCAACCAGUUUCUUUGGAUCCAUAAGGCCAUAUCUUUUACUUAAUUUUAGAAGAAUUAUUAUUUUUUGAUAUAGAAAUAUUAAUAUAAAGAUUUUAGGAUUGUUAGAUUUAUCUUGAGGCUAUAAAAUUAUUGUCUUGUGGAAUAGAAAUUGCAGUUUGCUAUGAA
Olea europaea var. sylvestris is the source of this 1557-nucleotide messenger RNA. RefSeq names its product RING-H2 finger protein ATL16-like. Gene Ontology annotation, biological process: protein ubiquitination. The record is from RefSeq and is a predicted model, not a curated record. Bases 343 to 1416 code for a protein of 357 amino acids. Lineage: Eukaryota; Viridiplantae; Streptophyta; Magnoliopsida; Lamiales; Oleaceae. Gene Ontology annotation, molecular function: transferase activity. The transcript has a single exon.